Messenger RNA from Wyeomyia smithii (pitcher-plant mosquito), 1568 nucleotides. RefSeq lists its product as uncharacterized. The transcript has a single exon. The record is from RefSeq and is a predicted model, not a curated record. NCBI's taxonomy places the organism in Eukaryota, Metazoa, Arthropoda, Insecta, Diptera, Culicidae. The coding region runs from base 602 to 1552 and encodes 316 amino acids.
CAAAAUAACAAAUGGACCAGAAUUGAACCGUCCUGCGAAGAAAUCAACUGCAAAUGAACCAGCGAGCUGCUCAGACGAUCGCACAUGCACAAUCGAAAACGUACCCGCGACGUGUCAAGAUUUUGACGAUGUGGACCCGAAACCGAAACUAUGCCCACCUAAACGAUAUUUACGCCCGCUGACUGUCAAUGUCAGUUCAGAAGGGUCGGCUUCAAAUUCCGUCAUCAAUAUUUUAAGAGAUAAAUCUAGAGCAACAUGUCAAAAGGAUCUAUCUCGAAACUGAUAUUUCCGAGAAAAUUACCUUCGAAGUUUGAGUUUCCUUGUUUAAAUUCUAUUUAACAUUUCAAAGCGAUUUUAUAAUUUUUUUCUAUUAGAAUCAAGGCAACCCAUGUUUGAUAUUUAGUUGUACCACAGUUAGCGAAAAUAAAAUAUCUUCACUUUGUAUUUAACCUUCAAACGAAACACACGUAUUUUUUUAAUAACCUCUGGCUAUCAGCUUAUGGGCCCAGAGUAGUUUCGUUAAAAAAAAUGCAGUCAAAUACUUAAAAGGACUGGUUCCGGAGAUACGGCGAUCUUAACAGGAACUCGAACUCGCGUAGGCAUGCAAAAUCAAUUGGCAAUCGAGCGUUUGAUUGGACGCGAAAACUGGAGAACUUGCAAGUUUGCAGUGAAAACUUAUUUAGAAGUUGAAGACCUAUGGGACGUGGUGCAGCCAACCCCGAAUGCCGACGGAAGUUUUCCUGUAGUGGAUGCGAGAAAGGAUAAAAUUGUGCGAGGUAAAAUUAUUUUACUGAUCGAUCCGGUGAAUUAUAUCUACGUCCAGGAAGUGAAAACGGCGCGUGAAGUUUGGGAAAAGCUGACCAACACCUUCGAGGACACAGGAUUGACCCGCCAGUGGGCACUUUUGCACAAGCUCAUUAUGACAAAUUUGAAUAGCUGCGGUUCAAUGGAGGCAUACGUGAAUCGAAUGAUUUCAACAGCACAUCAAUUAAAUAGAAUUGGGUUCCCGCUAAACGAUAAGUGGAUUGGCAUGUUGCUGCUGGCUGGACUACCCCAGGAAUAUCGCCCGAUGGUAAUGGGCCUGGAAAAUUCUGGAAUCGAAAUAACAGGUGACAUUAUCAAGACCAAGUUGCUCCAGGAGACGGAUUUAUCGGUGGUAACUAUGGGAUCAGCGUUUAUUUCGGCGAAGAAAAAAACGAAUGGUUUUCAUAGCAACACGAACAACAGUCAUUGUAAUACAAACUACAGUUUUAACAACGCAAACAUUGGCCAUGGCCAUGCAUACACAAACUCGAAAGGUAAAGGACCGAAAUGCAGACGAUGUGAGAAAUUUGUUCAUAUUGCGAGAAAUUGUCAAGCAAAAGAACCAGCAAAACGCAGCGGUCCAGACAGAAAAGGGAUGCUAUCUGCACCGUGUUGUCAGUACGAGAUUCAGACACGGACGACUGGUAUUUUGAUUCAGGUUCUGCCAAGCAUCUUACCAACAACAAGCAAUUGUUGGAGAACUUGCGUGAAGCGGAUGGUAGUAUAUACGCGGCAAACAAGGGUGUAAUGAAAAUUGUUGCGGA